AGCAGGUCCUUACAAAUGUCAGAGAAAUGCCUUUUGCUUCCCGCUCUAGGCUGCUACAAAAUCACCACGGUUUUCAGUCACGCCCAGACAGUCGUGCUGUGUGUCGGCUGCUCGACCGUGCUGUGCCAGCCCACUGGAGGAAAGGCGAGGUUGACAGAAGGAUGCUCCUUCAGGCGAAAGCAGCAUUAAACAGUGGACACUUGCACAGGAUGGGUGGGGCUAUGUGCACAGUCGCUGGCUGUGAUUCUGGUGAUCUCAAGAGCACGAAUAGAGUAUAUGCAACGAAGCGAGAAAUGUAGUUGUGUUACUGUGGAGGGCUCUAGUUGCUACCAAUGGCUGGGGAGUAGGGUUAACCCUAUAGCUAUGGCACUGUCCUUGUAGUCUCACCCAUUUGACUCAAUAAAUUUUGGAUAUAAAGGCAA
Python bivittatus (Burmese python) is the source of this 422-nucleotide messenger RNA. NCBI's taxonomy places the organism in Eukaryota, Metazoa, Chordata, Lepidosauria, Squamata, Pythonidae. The record is from RefSeq and is a predicted model, not a curated record.